AUGGCUGAAGAGGCGCCUGUCGCUGUUUCUGCGGCCGGCGAGAAGGCGCCGGCAAAGAAGGCGAAGAAAGCGGCGGCUAAGCCGAGGAAGCCGGCGGGGGGCCCGAGCGUGACGGAGCUGCUGACCCAGGCGGUGACGGCCUCCAAGGAGCGCAGCGGCGUCUCGCUGGCCGCUCUGAAGAAGUCGCUGGCGGCCGCCGGCUACGACGUGGAGAGGAACAACAGCCGCAUCAAGCUGGGCCUCAAGAGCCUGGUGACCAAAGGCACGCUGCUGCAGACCAAAGGCACGGGAGCCUCGGGCUCCUUCAAGCUCAACAAGAAGCAGGCCGAGGCCAAGGACAAGGCGGCGGCGGCGGCGGCCAAGAAGAAGCAGGCUCCCGCCGGGGCGGCCAAGAGCAGCAAGAAGCUCCCCGUCAAGAAGCCGACCAGCGCCGUCAAGAAAGUGGCCGCGGUCAAGGGGAUUCCGAAGGUUAAAGUGACCAAGCCUAAGAAGGCGGCCAAGAGCCCGGCCAAAGUUGGCAAACCUCAAGCGAAAGCCAGGCCGAAGGCUGCCAAAGGGAAGCGUCUCCCCAAGAAGAAGUGA
Molecule: messenger RNA, 582 nt
Organism: Euleptes europaea (tarantolino)
Lineage: Eukaryota; Metazoa; Chordata; Lepidosauria; Squamata; Sphaerodactylidae
Product: histone H1-like
Exons: 1
Coding region: 1-582 (193 amino acids)
Biological process (GO): nucleosome assembly; chromosome condensation; negative regulation of DNA recombination
Cellular component (GO): nucleosome; nucleus
Molecular function (GO): double-stranded DNA binding; structural constituent of chromatin; nucleosomal DNA binding
Source: RefSeq, a predicted model, not a curated record